This is a messenger RNA of Salvelinus sp. IW2-2015, 585 nucleotides long. Its product is annotated as olfactory receptor 2J2-like. Lineage: Eukaryota; Metazoa; Chordata; Actinopteri; Salmoniformes; Salmonidae. Gene Ontology annotation, cellular component: membrane. The coding region runs from base 1 to 585 and encodes 194 amino acids. The transcript is spliced from 2 exons. Gene Ontology annotation, molecular function: G protein-coupled receptor activity; odorant binding; olfactory receptor activity. The record is from RefSeq and is a predicted model, not a curated record. Gene Ontology annotation, biological process: G protein-coupled receptor signaling pathway; detection of chemical stimulus involved in sensory perception of smell.
AUGGAGAACUCAACCCAAGUCAAGCUCUUUUAUCUCUUUGGCUUACAAGAGACAUUUAACAACAAAUCAGUAUAUUUUAUCUUGUCUCUUAUCACAUACCUUCUCAUCAUCACUGUGAAUCUGACUCUGAUCAUAACAAUCAUUCAGGGGAAAGGCCUCCAUGAGCCCAUGUAUAUCUUUCUGUGUAGUCUAUGUGUCAAUGGAUUGUAUGGAACUGCUGGUUUCUAUCCCAAGUUGUUACUGGACCUUCAGUCAGAUGUUCAGGUGAUAUCUUAUGGUGGAUGUCUGACUCAAGCCUAUGUAAUAUACACAUCUGUCCUGUGUGAAAUUUCUACUCUWACAGUGAUGUCUUACGACAGGUAUGUGGCAAUAUGCAGACCACUACUAUACCAUACCAUUGUGACAUCUUUAACUGUUAGAAAGUUACUCUUAUUUUCUUGGUGUUAUCCUUUAUUUAUAGCACUCAUAGCACUUAGUUUAACCGUCAGAAUUCCUUUGUGUGGAUCUCGUAUUGAUAAGAUCUUCUGUGACAAUCCAUCCAUACUGAAACAUGCAUAUUGUAAGGACUUGUGUAAAGUCGUCUAA